GCAUGGCCUCCCCGUUCACAACUUGGUUUGGCGAGUGUUUUGUUGCCUAGCAACAGCGCCACAAGAAACUUGCUGAGGGCCUCUGCAGUCCAUAAAUAUUUUGGGGGAGGUGGUUCACAAAAGGAUUGUCUGAAGAGGGUUGCAGUGAAGGCGUCCCCGUCCCUUUGUCGUCUUGAAGGGAGAGGGAAAGGGAGCAGCAACAGCGAACACAACCGACUGAAGAGAGGCAGACUGGCUCUUGUCCAGCUAGAAGACUCCCUGCUCGGUAACACCUUGAGCGAGAAAAACCAUGGUCGUGGAAACAAUACAGAUACAGGAACAGGGGAUACCUUUAUCCGAUCAUUAAGACUAUAAAGAAAAAAAAAAGCGAGCUUCCGGUGAUAAGUCAUCUUCGAGGCUGUGUGCCAAGUUCUUGUUGGGAAUUCCAAAAUUAAAUGAUGUUAUUAAAGUCCAAAAGUCACAUCGCUGACGAGGCGUGGACUGGGUCUGAAAGAGGGGAACAGGGCUGGAUGCGAUGGCCUUAGCAACGGGGCCUGAGUGGGGAAUCUUGCAGACUCCAAAAGUACGUAGACGAGGCUUGAGCAAGAAUAUUCUCCCUCCCGCCGGUGCUGCAGCCCAAAGACCCUGCGGACGCCUUGAAAGGAAACGACGAAGUCUUGUGGCCGUUUACGGUCUAGCCUUUUAUUUCACAAAGGCUUUCGUUCACAAGACCCUGCAAUAGCCACCCCAGCACUACGGGGUAUGCUUGCCUACAUAUUAAAAAGAGCGCCUUCACCUUUAAAUCCCCUACUGCUGCAAGGAGGACGGCCUUCACCUCCCAUCCCAUAAUGCCUUUAUUCGCUUCCCUAUUACCUCUGCAAGAUGGCUGCUCUCAAUGGCUGGUGGGGGAGGUUUUGCAGAAUUGGUUGGUGGCCUGUCUGUCAACCCAUCCGCCAUCGCUCCAAAUCUAUCACCCGCCACUUCAAACAUAUGAACCUUGUGCGGGAGAAGCUGAUGGCAAUUACACAGUACAUCCCACCGAAACCUGCAAUCCCAGAGGAGUGCCGCACUCACAGUGUCACAACUGAGCAGGAGGAAAAUGGCUUUACAAGGUUGAUGUAUCGGCUAACGAAGGAAACAUUCCUCGAGAAUAAAAUGAUUGUUGUAUGCCACUACAACUACAUUCCUGGAAAUGAUAUGAUACUCUUGAGGCAUCGGCUACGAAAGUACAACAUCCAUGUCAAAUUCUUUCCCACUGAGGUCAUGAAAACUUUUAUUUCAGAAUCCAAGUUCAAAAAUCUCCUCCCUCUCUUUGCUGGGCGCAGCAUUCUAAUGGUGAGCCAGGAAUUGAGAGCAAAUGAAGUGCUGCGUGUUUUAAAGUAUGUGCCACAGAUUGUUAUCCUUGGGGCCUGUGUUGAUGAUGUCAUCUUAAGCAAACAAGGUUUUGCAAACUUCGCCAAACUGCCAUCCUUGGCUACUACCCAAGGAGAAGUAGUGGGAGCCCUCUCUCUCAUGACAUCUCAAACUAGCAUCCUUCUACAGCGUGGCCCUGUUCACUUGAUUGCUUUGUUAGAACAGUAUGUUAAACAACAGAAUUGCGAAGCAGAUGAAGCUAAAGAGACAGGGACGUCUGACAGAUCAGAAGCUCUAUGAGGAUGAAUACUCUUUGACAAGCAACUCAUCGUUCAGAUCUGUGCUAUGUGUCUGACUUGAGUGGAUCAAGUUUAGUUGGUAGGCCUGACUAUGUUUUGUGAAUCAAUUAAAUUAAGAGGGAAGAACGAGAACCAGACUGGAUGUAAGAUGCUGGAGUACAGAUUUUUGUCUGGAUGUUGGGUUAGUAUGUAAUUCAGAUCUAAAAUUUUAACAAGCCUGCCAAGUAUGCAGGAAGCCCGGAAAAUUAAAUACCCAAUGUUUCAGAUCACAACAGAUUUUGUCCAGUAAACAGAGAAAUCAAAUGCAAAGGCAGCAUAAUAUUCACCUCUGUGAUAAAGUCUUCUGAACAUAACAAUGUAAAGAAUUAUAUCGUAUGUUUUGCAGCUAGAGUAUUAACUAUAUUUUAAGUGUCUUUCUGUGUGUAGUACCAUGUUAGAUAACUGGGAUUGUGGGAAGUUUUGGCAGCACCCAGGUUACUCUCUGAAAAGCAAAUAAGAAUUGUAUGGUUUGAGUACAUACAGAGUUUAUAUUGGCUUACAUUUUUCUAAUGUGCUUGUAUAUUACUUUUCAUCAGGAAAGAAUCAUGGCAGUUUACCAAAAUUAAACAACUAGGUAAAAUAUGAAAUAGUAAUCAACAGGAAGCAAAUUAAAUAAAGCCAUAUUUAAAAUGUCUGAGAGAAUAGAAAUGGUAUUAGCUUGGCAUUUAAAAGUUAACACUUUUGAUGCCAGGCAGGCUUUCUUGAAGGUUCCCAAGUUGGAGUGGCACUGCUAAAAAGACCCUCUUUCUAGAGAAAUAUAACCCAUAUCUUAGAUGGAUGGAAGAAGUAGUAGAUGACUCUGUUUUGUUGGCAGGAUGAGAACGGGAAGCAGUGCUCCAUUCGGGGCCUUUUAAGGUAAGAACUAGCAUACCACUCAAAAUUCUGCUGAUCUCCCUGUUUUCUGAGUUCUAAAAAGGUGGCUACACACUUCCAAGAUUAUUGUCAUCAUCAUAAGAGCUGGAAACAAUUUAUUGCAGAAGAAUGCUGUACUGAAUAAAAGAUUUUCUCUGACUGAA
Molecule: messenger RNA, 2686 nt
Organism: Pogona vitticeps (central bearded dragon)
Lineage: Eukaryota; Metazoa; Chordata; Lepidosauria; Squamata; Agamidae
Gene: MRPL10
Product: mitochondrial ribosomal protein L10
Source: RefSeq, a predicted model, not a curated record